GUUUUUAGAGGAGAGGGGACUCCUUUCAGCAACAUUCUUCUUUACCCAGUCCUCACUGAGGGCGGUAUAAACUGGGUUUCUGAGUUUUAUCGUCAGAGUUUUUAUUUGGUAGAUUUUUAGAGGAGUUGCUGGGUUUUCUUUUGUAGUCUGGCUCUCGUAUGCGGUUAGAAAGUGUUCGCGGUCAGGUCGGCUGCAGCUGGUCGGUAAGAUAGAGCUUGUUAGCUAGCUUCCAUUAGCCAGCAGCUCCCAGUAGAUUUACGGCUUAUAUCCGCGGCUCUCCUGCCAGGUAGAUCAACUAAAGCUGGAGGCGCUGGUCAGCCACAAUGGUUUGGUCAGUUACACAGUUCCUCGGUGUUGACAUUGAUAAAUAAUUCAGCUCUUUUGGGGACAAAUCAACGCAACCUUUGUUCGGCUUGUGCGCAGCCUGACAGGUUUGGCCUGUUUCAUUGUCUGCGAACAGAGAAAACGCAGAAGUUGUUUUUCGGUGGAGGUUGUUUGGCUAGUCGGGCUAAUUUAGCCGUGUAAACAAACCCGUCAGCUGUCGACUCCAGAUAAUCUCGAAAGCUACCUGGACCGGUAUGGCGCAACACGACCCCUCUCAUGUAGCCAGUUCACAGAAAGCACUCAUGUUGGAGAUGAAGAGCCUUCAGGAGGAGCCAGUCGAGGGAUUCAAAAUAACACUGGUGGACGAGGCUGAUCUAUACAACUGGGAAGUGGCCAUUUUCGGACCCCCAAACACUCAUUAUGAAGGGGGGUAUUUUAAGGCUCGGAUCAAGUUUCCUAUAGACUACCCAUACUCCCCUCCUGCUUUCCGCUUCCUCACCAAGAUGUGGCACCCCAACAUCUAUGAGAAUGGAGAUGUGUGUAUUUCUAUCCUGCACCCUCCAGUGGACGACCCACAGAGCGGAGAGCUGCCUUCAGAGAGAUGGAAUCCCACCCAGAACGUCCGGACCAUCCUGCUGAGUGUGAUCUCGCUGCUGAAUGAACCCAACACCUUUUCUCCUGCCAACGUGGACGCCUCCGUCAUGUACCGCAAAUGGAGGGACAGCAAAGGCAAAGACCGAGAAUAUGUAGAGAUCAUCAGGAAACAGGUGCUGGCCACCAAGGCGGAGGCUGAGCGUGACGGCGUGAAGGUUCCCACCACGCUGGCUGAAUACUGCGUUCGCACACGUGCCCCAGCCCCCGACGAAGGCUCCGACCUCUUCUACGACUAUUACUACGACGAUGACGACGUGGAGGACGAGGACGGCGACUGCUGCUACGACGAAGACGACUCAGGCAACGAGGAGUCAUGACGCGAUUUCCCAUACAACGCCCAGUCUAGCUGACGUACGCUACCCCUUUUUUCUGCCCGGGUUGCCAGAUAUUCUAGGUUCACAACCGAGAAAAUUUCGAAGCUUCCUUCCUCUAAACCAAUAAAAGAGCUUUUUUUCCUGAAGCUUCUGAACUCGUCUCAGAGGUUGAAACUGACGCCUCGUUGUUGGAAGGGUCAGACCUGGUAAGAUUUGCACCAGCACAAAAGUCACCAGUUUCUUCAGUUUUUGCAAACAGUUUUCAUCGUCACCUCAAACCUUACUUUGAGAGAACAGCUUCCAUAAUCAUGCAGAGUUCUUCAGUCCUGUGUAUAGUAUAUGAUGUAGUGGGGUAAACGCCACUGUCAACAACAGCAACAUUUGCUCUGGUGCAAACACUUCCAAACGUUUCUCAGCCUCGCUCUUGCAUAUCUUUAGUUCCCUAACUGUAACUGGGUGUUUACUCUCCAGUAUUUGCUCUCAGUGACAAACAGAAGAUUUGCGGACUUCAAGCAGCCUGUUUGUGUUGAACGGCGCACUGCAAAUACCCGAUAUUUCUGAGUUUCACAGUCUGUCUUCGCUUUGAUAGGACAGGACAUGAAUUGUCACGUGACGGUGUUUUCAAAGUUCUUGUGCAUGCCAGAACAUCUUUGAGCUUUUUGUCUCUUACUGGUGGACUGUUUACCUACAUCAUGAUCCGUUUUCAGCUCUGUGAGGACACAGACUUGUGACGACGGAGGACUCUCUACAUGGAGGACCAGCCGGCUGAGUCAGCAGGUCAACUCCUCAUGUGGACAUUUUUUUUUUUGCUAACAUGAAAAUCGAUCUUUGCCGUGUUUCUUCUGGUUGAUGUUAGACGUGUUUCUCUGUCAUUUUUAGUGUGGGGGGGUUAUGUUAUUUGAAGUAGCUGAGAUUAAGAGUUGUGUAGGAUGACCAAGUUUUUCAGGGGGGAUGGAACGGGGCAGAACUAAUUAUCGAUCCGAAUUGUAUUUCUCCUCAGGGUCGCUCUCGGAGAGGCCUGAUGGACCCAAAGACCUAAAGCAGUGUGUAAAAGACAGCCCAAAACUUUUUGAUAACUGUUUGUCGUACUCUUGUCUUUAUUUGCUCUUUGCUGUCUUGCAAGCUUCAUUAUUUUAGGCUCCUUGUUUGGUUUGACGUUAUGCCUGCACCCUUUGCUAGAGAAUGAUUUACACCAUGAGAUUAUGAGGUUUGACUGGGAAUAUAGUCUGUCAGAAGGUGUAGUGUCAGGUUUAUUAAAGUUUUUCAGCCCCAGAAGUGAAAAAGAACAAGGCCGCCGCAUUUUAUUUUUCAUCCCUAUCCUUUAUGUUAGCAGAGAGUAGAAUGGGUUUUUGAUAUUACUUUCAGAGCGUAUGGGUUUCCGCUGAGUGUGUAUUUUCUUUCAUCAGCAAUAUUGAUUGUUGUAUUUACUUAAAUUGGGACAUCAGAUACUGAUAUUCUCAGGAUAAUGAAUUACAUGUGACACCAGUUAAGACAAGCAACUAUUUUCUUCUUUAGGUGGUCUUCAAGUGUUGGUUUACAGCUUCAACAGGAACCACAACCGAUAUGCACAUGUAGCUGUAUGGAUGAUUACCAUAUUGUUUUAUUCACCUGUGUCUAUUUUUUAUUUUCGGCUAUUUAAAACUGAAAAAUAAAGAUUUAUUUGGAAAAAAAACGCA
Molecule: messenger RNA, 2968 nt
Organism: Amphiprion ocellaris (clown anemonefish)
Lineage: Eukaryota; Metazoa; Chordata; Actinopteri; Pomacentridae
Gene: cdc34b
Product: cell division cycle 34 homolog (S. cerevisiae) b
Exons: 5
Coding region: 579-1295 (238 amino acids)
Biological process (GO): protein polyubiquitination; ubiquitin-dependent protein catabolic process
Molecular function (GO): ubiquitin conjugating enzyme activity
Source: RefSeq, a predicted model, not a curated record